AUGUGGCUGCGAAUGCUCCAAGGACAAACCCAAGGUACACCUAAGGCCACCGAAAUCGAAACGGAUGCUUCGCGUUGCGGAAGUCACGGGAAACUUGAUUGCGGAGUUUGCUCUUACGACGCGAGUUUCUUUGGCAAAAACUGCCAAGGUGGGACGGACGGAGACGAGGACGAGGACGACGCAGGAAAGCUGAUGCAGGGCUGCCGGGCGAGCAAGACGUCCGAGGAAGUCUGCAGCAAUCGGGGAAUAUGCAGACACGGAAAGUGCUGCUGCUUCGAGGAAAACAUUUACGGCUCAUUUUGCCAGUGCGACGACAACUCAUGCCGACGAUCCGCUGAUGGAAUGAUGUGCGGAGGACACGGGAAGUGCGAUUGCGGAAAGUGUACUUGUGACGGUGGAUGGGACGGAGACGCGUGCGAAAUCAAAACUGACAAGACUUUGUGUUACCCGCCGGGCGAAAAUGCCGAUAUUUGCAGCAAAGCCGGGAGUUGCGAACAGGGACGGUGCGUGUGCGAUAAGAAAAUGAAAAGGCACGGAGAGUUCUGCGAGGAAUGCCCGACGUGUCCAAGUCAAAAGUGUGACGAGCUCAAAGCCUGCGUUGAGUGUGUCGUGCAUGAAACCGGCAGUAUCCACGCGACACCCCCGGAUUGUGAUGGUUGCGGUAAAUACAAAAUUACAAAGGCAAGUACAGCAACCGCAAUCUUCGGAAAUACUUUGUUUGCACACUUACGCGAGCGUUUCCAGGUUGACGCGAUUCAGGAAAACACUGACGAGAAAAGACCAGAAGAGCACUAUUGCCAAAUUCCGGCCGAUGACGGUUCCACGUUCGUUUUUACAUACUUCUACGUCGGCCAGGAUAUCCAUGUAAUGGCGGAAAAGGAUAAAAAGUAUCCUAUAAUCGAUGAUUUCGUUGCUGCGACUCUCGCCGUGAUGGCUGUUACUCUGUUACUGGGAUUGCUGACUAUCCUGGCAUGGAAGGUGGUAACGCAUAUCCAUGACAAGAGAGAGUUCCAGAAAUUCGAGAAAGAGCGUUCGAAUCCAAAAUGGGGUCAGGCUCAAAAUCCACUCUACGUCGACGCAGUGACGACUUUCCAAAACCCCACGUUCAGCUCUCUUCGCGAACAGGAUCAAUUUUAG
Diprion similis is the source of this 1137-nucleotide messenger RNA. RefSeq names its product integrin beta-PS-like. NCBI's taxonomy places the organism in Eukaryota, Metazoa, Arthropoda, Insecta, Hymenoptera, Diprionidae. The coding region runs from base 1 to 1137 and encodes 378 amino acids. The transcript is spliced from 8 exons. Gene Ontology annotation, cellular component: cell surface; focal adhesion; integrin complex. Gene Ontology annotation, biological process: cell migration; cell-matrix adhesion; integrin-mediated signaling pathway. The record is from RefSeq and is a predicted model, not a curated record. Gene Ontology annotation, molecular function: integrin binding.